Messenger RNA from Capsicum annuum, 1821 nucleotides. RefSeq names its product serine/threonine-protein kinase STY13. Bases 304 to 1491 code for a protein of 395 amino acids. The record is from RefSeq and is a predicted model, not a curated record. The transcript is spliced from 6 exons. Gene Ontology annotation, molecular function: ATP binding; protein kinase activity. Gene Ontology annotation, cellular component: plasma membrane. NCBI's taxonomy places the organism in Eukaryota, Viridiplantae, Streptophyta, Magnoliopsida, Solanales, Solanaceae. Gene Ontology annotation, biological process: protein phosphorylation.
GGGUCAGAGAUACACGUUAUGUUGUGGCAAUUCCAUGUGCCCACAUGCCCCCGCUGCUCCUAUUACUACUAUUUUCUUCCUCUUCUUUUCCCCCUUCCAUUUUUCUUUCUUUUUUCCUUCCUCCACAAAUCCAAAAUGUUCUCUUUGUCUCUUUUCUCCUAAUUAAUUAAUUUCUCCCUCCAAAACUAGUAACCAUUAAAUACCCAUAACACUCAAAAUCAUUACACCUACUAUCAUUAUCAUAUAAUAUAAUAUAAUAUAUAUUGAGCUGCGGGAAGGCUUGGUUCUGUACAGAAAACGAAAAUGGAGAAAGGGAGCGAUGGCUUUGUGAGGGCUGAUCAAAUCGAUUUAAAGAGUUUAGAUGAGCAACUCGAAAGGCACCUUAACAGAGCAUGGACUAUGGAGAAGAGCGCCAAUAAUUUGAAGAAGCCGUUGGAUGAUUCGUGUAUUAACUAUUCUACCGCUACGGCGGCGGCUGCUACCGCUACCGCUACGACGGCGGCGGCGGCGGCGUUAUCUCUUUCUUCUUCUGUUAAACCUAGGCAAAGACAUGACUGGGAAAUUGACCCUUCGAAACUUAUCAUCAAAAGCGUCAUUGCUCGUGGUACUUUUGGUACCGUCCAUCGCGGCGUUUAUGACGGCCAAGAUGUCGCCGUGAAGCUACUGGAUUGGGGGGAAGAGGGCCACAGAACAGACACUGAAAUAGCAUCGCUAAGGGGAGCUUUUACGCAAGAAGUUUCAGUGUGGCAUAAGCUUGACCAUCCUAAUGUUACUAAGUUCAUCGGGGCAACUAUGGGCUCUUCUGGGCUCAAUAUACAAACAGAAAAUGGUCAUAUUGGCAUGCCUAGUAACAUAUGCUGUGUUGUUGUUGAAUACCUCCCUGGUGGUGCAUUAAAGUCUUACCUUAUAAAGAACAGAAGAAAGAAGCUAGCAUUCAAAGUUGUUGUGCAGAUGGCACUUGAUAUGGCCAGAGGGUUAAGUUACCUUCACUCUCAAAAGAUUGUGCAUAGAGAUGUCAAGACGGAGAAUAUGCUAUUGGAUAAGACACGUACAGUAAAAAUUGCUGAUUUUGGGGUUGCUCGCGUUGAGGCUUCUAAUCCAAAUGAUAUGACUGGGGAGACCGGAACCCUUGGAUAUAUGGCUCCUGAGGUUCUCAAUGGCAAUCCAUACAAUAGAAAAUGUGAUGUGUACAGUUUUGGCAUAUGUGUGUGGGAGAUAUAUUGUUGUGACAUGCCAUAUCCCGACCUCAGCUUCUCAGAAGUAACUUCAGCUGUGGUUCGCCAGAAUCUAAGGCCAGAAAUACCAAGAUGUUGCCCUAGUUCCCUUGCUAAUGUAAUGAGGAGAUGCUGGGAUGCCAACCCUGACAAACGGCCUGAGAUGGACGAGGUAGUAUCCAUGAUAGAGGCUAUUGAUACAUCGAAAGGGGGAGGAAUGAUUCCCGUUGAUCAACAACAGGGUUGUUUAUGUUUCCGAAAGCGUCGUGGACCUUGAAGCUUAUAGCUCUCAAGCAAACAUUCAAAAGUAGUAGGUAUAUUCCAUCUCAAUUUCCAAAUAUUUGACAAAGGAAGUGAACUUGCAGAGCCAGAGUAUUCGAACAAUUCUAUUGAGAAGCUAUGCUGCAUGCAGCAUUUUUCUCUUGGUUUAAUGUAAAGCUUACACAUUUCUGUUUUCUUUUUUCAUUUUUUUCUUAUAAUACAUGUCCCCAAUCUUUCUUUUCUAUUUCUGGGAACUUUUAAAAUAUGCUAUCAAUUUGACUUCUGUUGGUUGGGUGAUGGAAUUGACACUGCCUCUUUACAUGUAUUGAUAUUUGUAUUUUCAUUC